AUGGAGACUGCCCCUCGUACGGAAACCGACGCCUUUGGCGAGAUCCAGCAAUGGAGCAGCUGGCCUAAUACGCUCUAUCUCAGGUUCCUGGAGAUAAGUACUGGGGAGCCCAGACUCAAAGGUGCGCAGACAGAGGCUCCUCCUGGAGCUGGUGCAAGAAACUGGACGGAGAAUGCUGAUACAGGCUCCAGAUCCCUUGGGAACUUUGAUAUCGGGCAGCCCCAGGACCGCAUGCCUACUCCGAUCGUGCGUGCCCUUGGUAUCCUCAAGGGUGCCGCUGCAACCGUCAACAUGAAGUUCGGACUCGGUAUUUCUCUCUCUCUCUCUCUCUCUAUGCAUACAUACCCUACCAUUGGCAAGGCGAUCCAGCAGGCCGCCGCUGAGGUUGCCGACCUCAAGCUGGUUGACCAUUUCCCUCUCGUUGUCUGGCAGACCGGCUCUGGCACCCAGUCCAACAUGAACGCCAACGAGGUCAUCUCCAACCGUGCAAUUGAGAUCCUGGGCGGGACCAUGGGCAGCAAGAAGCCUGUCCACCCCAACGACCAUGUCAACAUGUCCGCCUCGUCCAACGAUACCUUCCCUACCGUUAUGCACAUUGCCGCCGUUCUGGAGAUCGAGGAUUCUCUUCUUCCGGCCCUGACCAGCCUGAAGGACGCCCUGCAGAAGAAGGUAGACCAGUUCAACAACAUCAUCAAGAUCGGCCGAACCCAUUUGCAGGACGCCACUCCUCUCACACUCGGCCAGGAGUUCUCCGGCUACGUAUCCCAGCUCGAGCGCAAUAUCACUCGCGUUGAGAAUUCCCUGCCAGACCUCCGAUUGCUGGCUCAGGGAGGUACCGCUGUCGGAACCGGCAUCAACACCUUCAAGGGCUUCGACGAGGCCAUUGCUGAGGAAGUCAGCAAGAUGACCGGCAAGCAAUUCAAGACCUCACCAAACAAGUUUGAAGUGCUUGCCGCUCACGAUGCUGUCGUCGAGGCUUCCGGAGCUCUCAACACCCUCGCUGCCUCGCUCUUCAAGAUUGCACAGGACAUCCGUUUCCUCGGUUCCGGCCCUCGCUGCGGUCUUGGUGAGCUCCAGCUCCCCGAGAACGAGCCCGGUUCCUCUAUCAUGCCUGGAAAGGUCAACCCUACCCAGUGCGAAUCUCUCACCAUGAUCUGCGCCCAGGUUAUGGGUAACCAUGUUGCCACUACCGUUUCUGGAAUGAACGGUAACUUUGAGCUCAACGUCUUCAAGCCAGUCAUGAUCCGCAACCUGCUUCACAGCGUCCGCAUCUUGAGCGACGGAAUGAAGUCGUUUGAGAAGAACCUUGUCGUUGGCCUCGAGGCUGACCGUAAGAGAAUCGAAUCCAUUCUUCACGAGAGUCUUAUGCUUGUCACUUGCCUCAACCCCGUUAUUGGAUACGACAUGGCCUCCAAGGUCGCAAAGAAUGCUCACAAGAAGGGUCUCACCCUCAAGCAGAGUGCCAUGGAGCUCAAGGCUCUUAGCGAGGAGGAUUUCGACAAGCACGUUCGUCCAGAGUUGAUGAUCAGCCCCAAGGAGCGCAAGUAG
Trichophyton benhamiae CBS 112371 is the source of this 1548-nucleotide messenger RNA. RefSeq lists its product as uncharacterized. Gene Ontology annotation, biological process: fumarate metabolic process; malate metabolic process; tricarboxylic acid cycle. Gene Ontology annotation, molecular function: fumarate hydratase activity. The transcript has 5 exons. The record is from RefSeq and is a predicted model, not a curated record. Bases 1 to 1548 code for a protein of 515 amino acids. Gene Ontology annotation, cellular component: tricarboxylic acid cycle heteromeric enzyme complex; mitochondrion. NCBI's taxonomy places the organism in Eukaryota, Fungi, Ascomycota, Eurotiomycetes, Onygenales, Arthrodermataceae.